This is a messenger RNA of Medioppia subpectinata, 1860 nucleotides long. The record is from the annotation of a GenBank genome assembly. Lineage: Eukaryota; Metazoa; Arthropoda; Arachnida; Sarcoptiformes; Oppiidae.
UUUUACCUCAUUUGCCACACAAUUUCAUCAGAUGUUCGUCAGCUAUGGUGUGAUUGUAGGCAUCGGUGUGUCUAUGAUUCGGGAGACGGCAGUCAUUAUGAUUGGGCAGUACUUCAAGAAGAAACGAGAGUUCGUCGAAAUGUUUGUGAUGGCGAGCACUGGACUCGGAAUCGCUUUCAUGCCUUUAUUCCUAACAUUUGCCAUUAGAGCCAAGAAUUGGAGAUUUGGAUUCCAAGGGCUGGCGUUGAUUACAUUCAUUACGUUUUUCCUGGCGGUGCUCUACCGACCGGCCUCUCUAUAUCAUCCCCAGAGGCGAGCGAUUCUUCACUUAAAGAGUCUGCAAAAACGGUCGCGAAUUAAAGACAAAAUGAAAUGUCACCAAAACUCACAGAAACAGACGUCAAUCAACAGCUCCCAAAUGGCAGCCCUCGAGAAACCGCCUUAUUUUGACUUCUCUGUCCUCAAGUCCAGAACCAUUCAGAUAUUGAUUUGUGGCACUUGUAUCUCAUCCUUUGGCACGACUACACCUUUGCUGUUAAUGACACAACAGGGAUCCGUUGAGAACAUUGAUUAUCACUCACUGAUGGCAUUACAGGCGUAUUUGGGAAUCGGUAUAGUGUUGGGCACGACUGCCAUCGGGGCUAUAAUAGUGAAGAACUCGGUUGAGUGUAUGAUUGCCAGACAAUACUUGUGUCAGGCCUCGUGUUUUAUGCUGAGCGCCAGUCUAUUGGCGUUCACAGCGCUGGACGACUAUCACGGAUACGUCUUGUUUGUGUGGAUCUAUGGCUUCUUCUACGGCGGGUAUCAGUACUCACUUAAGAUGUUUAUAUACGAGAAAGUGAGGGCCCGUAACUUCAACAGAGCCUGGGGUUACGUCCAGUUUUGUCAAUCCAUCCCAACUAUUGUUGGCAUUCCUAUAUCAGCAUUCCUUAACGAGCACUUCGGAGACCGGACGGGAUUUUACUUGUCCUCAAUGUGUAUAGCGUUGGGCUCUUUAGUCCUAUUCUUCAUCGACGCCCAUAAGAAACGAGUGGCAAAGAAGCGGAAGAUUAGUAGUGUUAGCGGAACAGACAUGGCUACGGACCAGUCCAGGAGGUGUUCACACGAACCGUCGAUGGAUUUGCACCAAUACUUGCCCGCACUUCGGGCGCCCAACGACUCGAUGGUCGACAUAAAUCUCAAUCAAUUCAAUUCAAACGGAAGACUCAAUGAUAUGAACGCAUAUAACUCUAUGGCAAACAAUCAAUUGGAUUUGAUCCGCAACGCGAGGACAUCGCGAUCCAACUCCAUCUUCAGCACCACAAUCGGCGGUCCCCUUAACGCUGAGUUGACGUGCAUUUCGGAGGAAAUAGUUUUGGAUAAUAUGCUCGAAGACUCAUUGAUGGACGACUGCAUCACUUCUUGCAAUAAAGAGAACAAAUAUCUUAUGUUAAGUGAAUUCGAGAACAAUUUGAAUGAUAUGUCAGAAGAGGCCAAAGCUAUUAUACGGAAGCGAAAGGAACAGCAAUCCAUUGAAGGCUUUAUAUUAGAUCAACACGAAGACGACUGUCCGCUCUCUAAGGCCAAAGCAUUGGCCGAUAAACACAAGUUUACGUCUAAUCCUUUGCAGAGAAACCAUAUGACGGCCCGACAGAGGAGGGCGUCGUUUGCAGGCAUCGCAUCCGAUACGACCGCAAACAAUAUGGCCAUUGAGUUAAAUGAUGAAAAUCAUAUGACAAUGAAUGGCGAUUUGCAACAUAAGUCGUGUCCUAAUUGUGGCGAUCAAAUCAAAGACGGCUCUCAAUUGAUUCGUCAAAAGAUUGCCGAAGAAGAGGAGAUCGACGAAGAAGACAGUAUUGAUGUAUAAAAUGUAUAGCAUUU